UAUAUAUUUCACGGCUACGCCUCUGAUAGCAAGGAAGAGUGUCUAAUCCUUCGGAUGGGAUAGAAAAGCAAGAUUCUACGUACAUGUUGGGGUGCACAUGAAAAGAACCCUUGGCAUUUGGAAUUUCAACAUAAAUGUAAACAUUACUCUCCAUGUAAAAUUUCCCUCAUAGCCCACUGCAUGGUGUAUUCCUGUCGUCAUUAGAGCAGUUGGUGCAGAAAUGUAGGAUGUUGAACCUCAUUUCAUUUCAUUUAAGAUGUAUAAGUCUCUCAACCAUAGCUCUCAUUUCCUGUUAUAUUUGCUAGUUUUACCUAACAUGCAAAUUAUAUGGAUGAACACUCACAACUUGUCACCCCGGAUUAGUCUCAGGUGUUUUAUUGACUGAUCACAUGUGUGUUUUCCCUCAUAAAAUUAAGAUAAUCUGGAAAUGGAAAAAAUUUGAUGCAUCCACCACUGGUCUCUGCUACUGGUAAUGGGAUUAUCUUACUGAAGUAUGAAAGAGUGGAUGCACCUACCACUAGUCUCUGCUACUGGUAAUAAGAGGCGUUUUUGUGAACCGAUUAGAUUAGACCGAUUAGCUAUUAUACGCAUUUGUGAACCAAGUUGAUUAUGCUAAUCGUUACAUUUGUGAGACGAUUUAACUCAACUGAUUAGGCAAAUCGACCUAAUCGUCCCAGGAGGUGUUUAGGCGAUUAGAUUUGACGUUUUCAAAAUGGCGGAAUGUUCGACAUCUUACCUUUUAUAACUAAUCAAUCAUUUCAAGGUCAAGCAAUACCACAACAGAUUAUUUUUCAACAACCUAAUGGACAGAAUCAGUUGAUGAAUUCAUUUCUACAGACGGCUAAUGGUCAGAUAAUAUGGCAACAACCAAUAACAGGAGAUAAUAAUCAACAACAACUACAGACACAAAAUAUGUUUCAAGUUCAGUAUCCACAAAACCUAAACCAGUUUAUUCCUGCUAAUAAUCAGAUGAUUAACAAUCAGUUUUUACAACAAGUUCAAACACCAACUGGUACAUUUUAUCAUCAAAAUGGUCAGCUAAUACAAACCACAUCAUCAGAUGAUCAACAAGCCAUAACAACAACCGAUACAAACAAUCAAAACCUGAUAAACAACAACAACCAAACAACAGCAAUAACUACAGAUAAUGACAAUGGCAAUGUUUUAUUGAUGGUACCUGGAUCUACUAAUACAACUACUGUUAAUCGUUUACCAAUACCAAACUGUGAUGAUGUUGUUGAUGAACCACUAUAUGUUAAUGCCAAACAAUAUCACAGAAUAUUAAAGCGUCGUAUUGCUAGAGCAAAACUAGAAGCUGAGGGAAAAAUAUCAAGAUAUAGAAAGAAAUAUUUACAUGAAUCUCGUCAUAAGCAUGCUUUGAAAAGAGUACGGGGUAAUGGUGGUCGUUUUUUCUCUUUGAAGAAAGAAGUUGAAAUAGCUAUAAAACAGGAACCAAUGAGUCCAUCUAACAAUCCAUACUGUUUUGAAAACGAUCAUUUUUCAACCAUGAAUCUUGCUGGAACUGUUAACUGUGCAUUACCGUUUGUUCCAAAGUUAGAACCAGAAGACCCGCCAAUGACAUCAUCAGAUCAAUUCAACCAAUCAACAUUAGUCACAGACAUUUCAUCUAUUGCCAUGGCAACACACAUACAUGACCACUCAUUGGUAUCAUAACAUAAACUACUUAUCUUUGAUAUAUUUUAGUUGUUAUUAUUAAUUUGAGUGCAUUUAUUUUAUUUACCUGGUCAUGAAAAUAAAUCCUCAUUUUUGUUUUUAUGUUUUGUCUACACUUGUUUCUUGUUAUACUGUUUAUUUUCAUGACUGAGUUUCCCAAGAUUUGUACAAGGCCAUACAAAAUAAAUUGAUUAGAUUUUCAAGCAAUGUUCUUGUCCUGCCAAACCCUCAUUCGAGUCCAUUAGAUAGUGGUAUGUAAUUAUUAUGAAAACUAGAGUUAUUUCCCCUGUAAUUUGUCUCGCCAUCGCCCCUUAAAAUCGUUGUUGCUUGAAAAACGAAGAAUUUAUUGUGUAUUGCCUCAUUUAUUAUUUUUUUUAAAACAAAACCUGUCACAGUCAGUUCCAUGUAAAUGAAAUAGAUAAGACAAUAACCUGAUUAUUAUUAUUAUUAUUAUUAUUGUGUUAAGAUGUAUGUCAAAUAUUUUUAAAUUAUGUAGCAGUACCUUGUUUCUUUAAUGCCUGCUUCCGCAAAAGUGGUUGUUUUAUUUUCCUUAAACCUAAUUUAAUGAAAUCCCAAAUGAAAUGUUUUAAUUCCAAAGAUAAUGCUGCAUUCAGAGUUAGUUGUGAAAUCAAAAUCAUUGCAUGCAGCAUAUUUUACUGUGCUUAAAGUCGAUGAUCCUGGUUGUGUAUUCUUCCGAUAAUGUCUUAUAUUUCAUGCCAGCUGAAAGAGACGUUAUGCCAGAACUAAUUCUGCCUAUUGCAAGCCUUUUUUCUGGCUUAAAAUGUUAGAUAAAUUAUUAUUUAGACAUUUAUUCACAUGACAAGCCCAUAAUUAACUUUCUAGGACAUCAGAUGGCUUAGAUAUUAAGUGGAUUAGACUAGGUCCGCCAUAUUUAAGUUUUUGAACUGAUAUUCCUUUCAGAGAUUAAGCUUUUACAGUAUUGUAGUUUGCAAGGGAUUUAAAAUCUAUCAAAUGAUGAUCAGCUGCUUUAAAGAUACAUUAUGAAAUGGUUUUUACUUUUAUUUAUACUUAAUUUUAUAAACUAGUCAAUACUUCAAUCAGAAUUUUUCAAAUCUAUUUAUUUUCUUUGAUAUUAUUAACAUAUUUCUGUUUAUUUAUCAUAUCCAUUGCUUUUUCUAUUUUUAAUAUUUAUAUUAUUAUCACCUAUAACUCAAAAUUAUUUAGAAUUGGGCGUCAUUCCAUGUCAAAUCAUCGUAAACAAAUGGGAAAUGUAAACCAUAUCCCCUUCAUUUUUUAUCAGUUAGUUACUGAUCUAUGGGAAGUAGGGUCGCCUGUCCAAACUCGUUGUUUUUCUGUGGGUCCUCUGGUUUCCUACCAGACCACUUUGUGAAAGCGAAUUAUUGAAAUAGAAAUUGAGCCUAGUUUGUGUUGAAUGGACGUUAAACCCCAUUUCUCUCUCUCUCACUCUGAUCUAUGGUGAUUUGAAGAUUGGAACCCAUGGGCUGUAUUUCAGGUACCGUUAGUUCAAUCAAGGUAAAAGAUGGAAUAUUCAUUUUUUCAGCCAGAACAAGCGUGUGUACCGAGGGACUAUGGUUUACCUCACUGGGUGAAUUGACACAGAAUGACCCUUGAAUAGAAUCAUAUUAUCUAUAUCUCACUCAUUUCUCAUUAAGUUUUCUUGUAUUAUGUUAUACAAGGCAGGUCUAUAGUCUAGGUUAUCAAGACUUUGUGACAUACUAACGUCGUGGAGGUUACCACACUAAAGGUUAAAAAAUCACGAUGUUGGCAAACUAAUAUAUAUGACUAUAAAGAGGUAUAAAUGGAUCUAAGAAAUUAUCCAGUUAGGUUUUUUCUUUAUUUCAAUCUGACACUCUGAUGCAGUCUAUUUAUAACUAAUAGACAUUUGGUUUAGAAAAAAUAGAAGGAAACCUCCACAUAUUUGUUCAGGUAGUAUUUUAUGUCUUGAUGACCACUAGGUGUACCUUGCUUGUACUUUAAUACAAACGUGAUAUAAACUGGUAUUUAUUUCAUAAUUAACUAUAUACCAUCCUAUAUAGCACAACCAAAGCUAUUGCUGCCCAAUUUACUUUUUACUCUUUUUAUGUUGAAUUGAUAUACUAUGUUUGUUUUAUUGUUAGUUAGUGCUAUUUUGUAUCUUUUAUGAAAUGAUAAUGUCAUUUGCACCUCGAUUCUUAUUAAAUCAUUUUAGUUGAUGUAUAACGAAAAAAAAAUGAUUAAUUUACAUUGCAAAAAUUAAAAAAAGGUAAGAACUACUGCUGAUGUUAUAGAUAAUUAAUUUUUUUUUUUUUAAGGAAUCCUCAUGAGUCAUUGUUUAUAGAUUUUAUUGAAUCAAAUCGACUACUAUGGAAUGGAAUACAAUUGACAUGUAAAUACAUAUAAAACUUAUACAAAGAUAACAGGACAAUAGUGAAUGAUCAUAGAUAUAGGAUACAGAUUGACUCCUGUAUUUGGAGGAUAAUUAUAUGAAUCUGAAAUUGCAUGUAGAGAUUAUGAGGAGUACCAUUAUAUUUUAAUUUUAUUUACUUAAGCUAGAAAUAUCUGUACAGUAGCCAAAUGUAGGCUUACUUAUAAUAGACAAUGAAUGUCAAGACAACUGCUGAAGGAAACAUAGACAAUACUAACAGUACAUGAACACAAUAUGAAUAAGAAUUAAAAAAAAAACGGUGAUUGCACAAAGUGUCAACACAAAAAAAAUCAAAAUAAAUUAGUUGAAGUGCCUUACAGAGGUGAAUGAACAAGAAUAUGAUUAUAUAAUAUACACCAGACUGGAAAUAAGGUACAAUCUCUCUGGUGUCUUGUCAUUUUGUCUGGCACAGGUUUGGAUUCUUUAUUCAUAUUUUUAAUACAAGUUCAAGAGGUCAGGUACUGCUAGUUCAUGAUAGUGCCUGACAUUUUGUCAGGUAUAAUUAAAAAUCUUUAUUUCAAGGCUGGAUGAUAGGUAGAAUACAGCUCAUUUUCACUUAAAGUGAGGAUAGUGUUACUAACGUUGUGUGAAUGUUUUUGGUAUCACAUAUUAUAAUAAAGUAUUAAAGUUGAUUUUGAAAUCCAAAGUACAGUAUAUAUAUUUGUUUAUUUUCAUUUUGUGUUUAAAGCGGAAUGAACUUGUAUUUGCAUUAUUAUUAUUAGGUUGUCAUUAUUAUUAUUUGUUUUAAAAUCUUCUAAGUUGUGUGGCUUUGUAAAAACUUGCACAGUUGUCCAGAGGAAAUUAAUAUAAACCAUUCUUACUGAAAAAAGAAGCAUUAUUAACUUAUAUUGAGUGCUGGAGGACCACAUCAAAGAAUAAAGUGAACGUGUGUGACACUGACAACACACAGACAAUAGUAAGGUAAACAUCACAGUUUAUUCUCUAUUUGUUAUUUACAAAACAUUAUUGCUUACUAUGUCAAGAUUUGCUUGGCAUCAAAGAUGUGACUUAAUAAAGAAAACCUUUAAUUUUUAAGAAAAUAUUUAAUUUGAACAUAGUUGUUGUAAUUUUCUGUUAUUUUAUGUAUAUACACACAUUUAAUGAGGACAUAUUGUCAUUACCUGUACAGAAACUGAUCAUUUGAAUCACAAAUUUACAUUCAAACUUAUUAAAGAUUGUAAACACAAUACAUGGCAAAGGAAGAAUCUUAUUGUAUUUCUGAAUUGUAGGAUCUUAAAUUGUGAACAAAUUUCACAGAAUUGAUUUUCUGUUCACAUAUUUAUUACUUUUAAAGCUUAGUGCAGGGUUCAUAAUAGAAUAUUUAAAACUUUCUUUGUCAAAUCUGUCAGCUAUUCUUUUUUAGCAUAGACAACUUUGCUGCUGGUAAUUGUAUAGUGGACUUGACACGCCCAGUCUAUGUUUUAAUUUACCAAUGUUACCAGUAUUUACAUAUUAGUAUAAUAUAUUUAUAUGAUAUUGAAAUUGUUAUCUCUGUUUGGAUCUAAGCUAUUUUCCCCAUUGUACUUUAUUUAGCUUAUUGUAUCUUUGACCUUAACUCACAAAUGCAAGGCUGGAAAUAAGGCACCUGUCAUAGGCAAUGUCAGACAUAAAUUCAGAAUUUGUCAGGGAGAAAUUUGUCUUUAAUAAGUGUGUUUAUUGAUAUUUGUAACACAUAUCUGGUAUAAAGUUCAAAAUGUUAGAACUAGAGUCAUUAUUUCCAGGCCUGCAAAUAUAACAUUUAUAAGGCUACACCAAUUUGAUUUUCUGUUCUUAGUUAACGCCUGUUCAAAUUUGUUUUGAAUAAGGACCAAAGAAAAAGCCUUUAGUUACACUGAUCAAAGGCUUUUACUUCCAGAUUUUAAACAAAAUAUCAUUUUAUGUGAUUCAAGUGUCUAUUUAUUUUUCAAGACAAUUUAAUAACAGAAAAUCAAGUUAGUUUGGCCUAAUCAGAAAAAAAAUAUAUUUGUUACCAAAAGCAUCAUAUCUUUUCAGAAACUAUGAAUUUAAGUCAAUUUGAUGUUUUCUGUUCAUUAUAAAUAUUCUAUUAGAUACAAAUAUGUUCAUAGGAUCUAACACAUGAACCAUUUAUGGCGGAGGAAAUAUAUCUUUAAAUGUGAGAACUUAAGUAUGUAUUAAUGAUAAACAUUAUAUUGUGAGAUCAGUUUAUUUAAAUGAGAGGACUUCUGUAUGCAUUAAUAAUACACAUUAUAGUGUGAGGUCAGUUUAUUUAAAUAAGAGGUCUUCCGCAUGUAUUAAUAAUACAUAUUACAGUGUGAGCUUAGUUUAUUUAAUUGAGAGGAUUUCUGUAUGUAUUCAUAAUACACAUCAUGUUGUGAGGUAUGUAUUAAUAAUACACAUUAUAGUGUGAUGUCAGUUUAUUUUAAAUGUGAGGAGUUCUGUAUGUAUUAAUAAUACACUAGUGUGAGGUACCAAAUGAGAGGAGGUCUGUAUAUGUAUUAAUGAUAGUCAUACAAAUAUAGAGCUAAUUUGAUCAACCGAAAAAGAGAAUCUAAUUUGUCUGCUUAUUAUAAGUGCUUAUAUUUGUUUUGUAUACCAGUUUUUAAACAGUGUAAUUUAUGAGAUAAAUAUACUAGGAAAUAAAUGUUAUAUUUUUUAUAAA
Molecule: messenger RNA, 6680 nt
Organism: Patella vulgata (common limpet)
Lineage: Eukaryota; Metazoa; Mollusca; Gastropoda; Patellidae
Product: nuclear transcription factor Y subunit alpha
Exons: 7
Coding region: 721-1674 (317 amino acids)
Biological process (GO): regulation of transcription by RNA polymerase II
Cellular component (GO): CCAAT-binding factor complex
Molecular function (GO): RNA polymerase II cis-regulatory region sequence-specific DNA binding; DNA-binding transcription factor activity, RNA polymerase II-specific
Source: RefSeq, a predicted model, not a curated record